Molecule: messenger RNA, 1946 nt
Organism: Astrephomene gubernaculifera
Lineage: Eukaryota; Viridiplantae; Chlorophyta; Chlorophyceae; Chlamydomonadales; Astrephomenaceae
Source: the annotation of a GenBank genome assembly
CACCUGCAGUGUCCUACUGCAUACAGAGCACAAUCAUGACAAGCAGGGCUGUCGUAGUCUUGUUGUCAACUUUGUUGACCUUGCAAUCGGUUUUCUCAUUGACCACGGCCAGACGGGCAAAUGAGUUCAAGGCACGGUCGGACCUUGCUUUUCGAGCCCGGCGUUUGUCAGAAGCGCUCUCCGCUAGACCGGACCCUGCAAUUGCAGCAGCCUACAUGGACCGAAUUCUACAAGACAGUGCUGCUGCCCGUGCAUCCCUUUGUGCAAAUUUCACAAAGCGCAGCCGAACAGCGAUCAUCUUCGUGUUUUACGAGCGCGCUGACGUAGUCCGCGCUUCCUUGCCGGCCUUGCUCAAGAGCGAGGGUUUAAGCGACUUCGACCUUUUCCUAUCCCAAGACGGUGGCAGCGACUAUCAGCUGGACGUCCCUGUACCGAUCAACAUUAACCACUGCUACAUUCGGCACGCAGCCAACCUCUGCACAGGCAUUCACCACCAUUUCGUCAAGAGCUUUGCGUUUGACACCAUGGGUUAUGACCGGCUGAUCGUGGUGGAGGAGGACAACAUAGUACACCCCCAGGCAAUCCAGAUGCUGAACAGCAUGCUCGAGUUAGCAGCCGCAGCUCCUGAGAUCGGUCUUGUAAGCAUUACGGAGCUGGACGUAUCCAUGAUGGUCGACACGGAAAAGCACAACCCAGCCGUGCUUCGCGUUGGGCUGCGGACCGGCCAUCUGUGGGUAUUUGGAAUGGAUAAGACGCGUUACAAAGCUAUUGCUGGGCACCUGCGAGAUUAUUAUGACGUCAUCAAGGGACAUGACUACAGUAUGAAGCACGAGCCGCCACUGCGCGACGCCAUCACUGCUCUUCGGGAGGCUAAGGGCAUGCAGUCUGUCGACAAUGUCCUUUCCCAGGACGUCUUCUUCAUCAACUCUUUGCAAAAGGAGGGAUUCUCCAAGCGCCUGCUGACACUUAUGCGUCUCCUCGAGCCAGUGGGUUACGUUGGGCUGCACUUCCGCCAAUCAUCCGACAAGUUUUAUGCGACGUACGGCAGGGGCAUGUACGACGGAAAUAUUACGUCAAAGCCGUACGAGAUUACUGCUGACGCCGCGUCCGUUGAGGAGCUUCAGCACUACUGUCGGCAACGGCUGAUUUGGUUUUACCGGCACUACGUGGGCCGUGACUCGCCUGCGGCUUAUAGGGUCAUUUCAAAUGCGUUGGUCAAGGGCGAGUUGAACGGGCAUGAAGUCUUGCGGCGCAUCCUGACCUCUGACGAGCACAUGAGGCGGGCAAAGGUAGCAAUGACGACGCUUGGGAAACGUUUCAAAUAGUUCGCAGGGGCAUCCGGGAAAGGGCAGGAGUAGGCUAGGUGGCGCAGCAGGUGCAUGCAAGUUGGGUGGGUUAGUGGAUAGAAGGCCAAAUUAUUUCAAUGAGCAUGCAUCGCAUGCAAUGUCAGGGAGGAGUGUUGUUUGUGCAGGUCUUGCAUGCGGACUCCUGGCCGGCACGGCGGCAGGCGAUGUUGGGCUCGCCGUACAUGUUCUCAGCAGGAGCUUUAGGUUAGGGUGCAGGGCGUUGGGAGCGCUUUGUCAUGCGAAUGGACGGCAGGGAGCGGGCAAGUAGUGGGCAUGUAUGAGCUAUGUAGCAGGCUGGCAAACAUGCAGCAGGAGCAAACGAGCAGGCGUACGGCAUGGGUGUGUCUUCAUGAUACCAGCAUGCCACUGUCAUGUCAUUGGUGUGAUGCGUAUUGUAUAUCGGUAUUCUCGUAGGCUGGGACUGAUGCCUUGACGUGGUAACAGCGUCACACCCCUCGCGGACAUUCAUCGGAGGGGCAACUUGCACUUAAUGUGUUUCGUAAUGAGCGGCAAAAUGAGGAGAGUGUUGUUUGGAGGCAGCCUUCCUAGACCCCUAGAAGGGCAUUAAACAACCAUUGCUUGUAACAUGCCGCUGGCAUA